UGGACGACUGGUAGUAGAAAAUGCAUUCUCUCUUCUAUGUUUUAUUUUUUCUCUAUUUAUGGAGCAUUAUCACGUUCGCUAUUAUCUUACCUUGGCUCUGUCAGGACCUUGGUUUCUCUCAGUACUACAGAUCUUCGAAACUCACGAAGGAGAAGCUUGAAAACUUCAACUCGCGAAGAACAGUCGAAGCCUUUCACUUUUUCUCUCAUCUUCGAGCUCAGCCUCAGAGCGUUUUUUCCUUGAACGAACCUCGUUAUAUAGAAGAAAAUCUUAGGAUUGCUUUCGUGGUUGUCAGCGUUAGACGACAGUCUAAUCCGCACUAUCUUCUUCAAGUCGUUGCGCGUUUAUUGAGUCAAACACGAGGCGAGACAGACACGAAGUGGAAAACAAAAAUUGUUGUACUCAACGCAGAUACAAAUCCCUCUGUUAACAAAGAUGCUGAAUAUCUAGAAAACUAUUUAACAGUCAUCAGCACCCGGACUUCUCAUAAAGGGAGUAAUAUUUCUGUGAUUGAUAACGUUCAUGAAAAAGAAAAACAAGAUUAUGUUUUAGCAUUAAAAAUCGGCGCCUCCCUCAACGCAGAUUAUACAGUUAUUAUCGAAGAUGACGCACUGCCUGAUAGAGAUUUUCUUCAAAAGCUUAAAUUUCUUAUAAACUGGAAAAUAUCUUGGUUAAGGACUAAGCCAGGUUGGGCUUUUCUGAAGUUGUAUUACCCAGAAAAAUGGCAAGGAUUUGGCAACACAGAAAUACCAGAAUUGAUUCUUAUAUUUAUUUUUGGUGGUGCUAUUCCCACAGUGAUAUAUUUGUACAUAUUUUUGAACUUGAAAAGACUCAGGAUCUAUAAGUACAAAUGUCAAAUGGUGAUGAUUAUAUUAUUAUUCAUAAGUUGUGGUUUAUACUGCAUGAUGGCAGCGUACACCAUUGGCCGAGCUCAUUUAAUAGAAUUGGGAAAGAUAUCACCAUUGUUCUACAGAGUUACGCAAGCGCCUGGUUGCUGUACUCCAUGUGUGUUAUAUCCAAGAGCUUACCUCAAGGAUAUCAUAGAAUUCUUAGAGUCGAAAAAGUGUAAGAAGAGCUACCCUCUAGAUUUUGCUCUUGAUGAUUUCGUCGCAGUUCAACACCUUGUCAAGUAUCUAGCCAGUCCUAAUUUAGUGUCACAUAUUGGAUUCCAUUCUAGCUUAGGUGGGGCUGAUAAAGACUUGAAGGAGUUUUCUUUGCUAUUUGAUUCAUAAAAGGACAAACAUAUUCAAUAUGGAAAGAUUUCAACUCAGUGGUUGAAAAUCAUAUACCCUAAUAAUUAUGCAUAUAUAUAUAUAAUUAUUUUAAUAAAGUUAGUCACCUUUUGAUACAAUUUGCAGCUUGAGGAUGCUCAGAAGA
This is a messenger RNA of Actinia tenebrosa (Australian red waratah sea anemone), 1377 nucleotides long. RefSeq names its product GPI-N-acetylgalactosamine transferase PGAP4-like. NCBI's taxonomy places the organism in Eukaryota, Metazoa, Cnidaria, Anthozoa, Actiniaria, Actiniidae. Gene Ontology annotation, cellular component: Golgi membrane. The record is from RefSeq and is a predicted model, not a curated record. Gene Ontology annotation, molecular function: glycosyltransferase activity. Gene Ontology annotation, biological process: GPI anchor biosynthetic process.